CGCUAAGCAAGGAAGCUAUUAUCACUCUCUAGCUUCCAUUGGAGCUUUGGGCUGACUAUCAUGGCAGAUUCGUUACAGCUUCAGUCGUGAACCUUGCCUCGCCUCAAUAUUAAACAAGCUGUAUCCGGCAAGGUAAACAUACUAGUUUACAUAAGAUUUAACUUGACCACCAAAACUUCUAAAGUGAAAGAUGGGGUUAAUUUCCUUGCCAACUGUACUUUUGCUGCUUGUGAUUUGGUUGGUAUUAAGGUUUGUCAGAUACCUGAUGACCGAAUCCUCUCCCAACCCAUUUCAAGAAGUUGUCAAGGUCAAGCCUAGGCCUAAAGUAUUAGAUCAGAAGAAGAGAGAUGCUGUCCUCAAACAAGGAUUCUUAGAAGUUCGUGUCCCAAAGGAUCUGGAUGCCAUAGUCAUUGGCAGUGGGAUUGGUGGGCUGUCCACUGCUGCUGUCCUUGCCAAGGCUGGGAAGAAGGUGUUGGUUUUGGAGCAACAUGAUCAGGCUGGUGGAUGCUGUCACACAUACAUAGAGAAAGGGUAUGAGUUUGAUGUUGGUAUUCACUACAUAGGAGAGAUGAAUUACCAGUCCCUUUCCAAGACUUAUGUGGACCAAAUCACAAAUGGCCAGCUGGAGUGGGAACCAAUGAGUGAUAUAUAUGACCAAGUGAUUUUUGCUGAGAAGGAUCAAGAACCCCGCAGGUAUGAUGUAAUGAGUGGUGAUGGGAAAUGGAAGGAAUACCUCAAAGGAAAGUUCCCAGAAGAAAAAGACAACAUCGAGAGAUUCUUCCAAUUAGUACAUGAAGUUCAUUCUGGAAAUCAUAACGCAAUGAUAGUGAAAUUCAUACCUCUGUGGGCUGCAUGGCUGCUUGAAGUGACAGGACUCAUCAACUACUUCACAAGUUUCUACAAAUGGAAUAAAAAGACUUGCAAGGAAGUUGUGGCGGAGAUAACCAAGAACCAGGAGCUGCGUGACAUAUUCUGUUACUGCUUUGGAGACUAUGGUACACCACCAAGCAAGGCAGGCUUCCCCAUGCAAACUCUGCUCAUCUCACACUUCAGUAAAGGAGCAGCAUAUCCAGUGGGUGGUGCCUCUGAGAUUGCCUUCCACAUCAUUCCUGUGAUUGAGGCAGCUGGAGGGAAGGUGCUUGUUCGUGCUGAGGUUAGCAAAAUCAUAACAGAUUCAUCUGGUCAGGCCUGUGGUGUUGAGGUUAAGAAAGGCAAAGAGGUGGUGCAAGUGGCAGCUCCCAUCAUUAUCUCUGAUGCUGGCCUCUACAACACCUUGGAACACCUCCUGCCUAGAGAUAUUGCUGCUAGCUCACGCCUAUGGGAGAUGACGCAGACUGCUGAGCAUGGCCCUGGUUGUCUCUCAGUGUUUGUAGGUCUAGACUGUGAUGAAGAAAAGGUAGAGAUUUUACAGCGAGGCAAUGCAUGGGUGUACACUGGCAAUGAUAUAGACAAGCUUACUUUGGACUAUUUGAAAAUGAGUCGGGAAGAGGGAUUGGAUGUUGACAUUCCUCUUCUCUUUGUUUCCUUCCCAUCCACCAAAGAUCCUGAAUGGAAAAAGAAGUACCCAGGAAAGACAACAAUGGCCAUUGUGACAUUGAUGCCUUAUGACUGGGUUUCUGAAUGGAACAACAACCGUGUGAAGAAACGAGGAGAUGAGUACGAGUCCAUUAAGAACACUUUUGGUCACAAGGCUGUUGAACAAGCUUGUCGACUGUUUCCAUCUAUCAGGAACCACAUUGACUAUGUGAGUGUGGGGACGCCAGUUUCCAAUAACUACUACCUUGGGGCACCACGUGGGGAGAUCUAUGGCCUGGACCACACCCGAGAGAGGUUCUCUUUGUGGAAUAAUGCCAUCCUCAGGGCUAAGACAGAUAUUCCAGGGCUGUUCCUGACAGGACAAGAUGUAUGCUCAUGUGGAUUUUCUGGAGCUUUGUACGGUGGACUCUUCAGUGCCUGGGCUGUUCUGGACCGUAAUGUGAUGACCGACCUCAUCAAAAUUCACAAGGCUACCAAGAAGGAACAAUGAAAGGUCCUGAAAAGAUAAAACAUUUCAUUUAACUGAAAUCAGAACAGAAUCUAAAUAAGGAUGUAUUAAUUGAAAUUAAACAAAAAAAUGUUCAAGCUGUUGUUCAAGCUGUGAUGUGUGGAUUCUGUUCAAGGACUAUAAUCCAUUUGUUUUCCCUAUUAAGAACUGUUUAAUUUAUAACUGGUUAAUAAAAAAAUAUUCUCUUAUCUUCACAGGAGGUCCUUGCAAGUCACAUCUUUUGAUGAGGCUGGUAAAAUGUUCUUAUAUUUAAUUUUUAUAAUGUUGCUGAUGACAAAAAUGGCAUGUUUAAAUUACAGGAAGGCUUCAAAUAUAUUAUGAGCUUGUAACAGAAUCUAGAUAUGAUUUACUUUUCACUGUAUCAAGUUGUUGAGUGAAAUGUCUAUAUAUUCUUACAAAGCAGAAUCACUUUAUAAAUCCAUGUGAAUUGCUGAUGUUUACAAAGUGCCAGAAAUAAAACUAUGGAACAAUAUGAGGCUGAGCCAAUGCAUUUUGGUAUUUAAGAGAUAAUG
Molecule: messenger RNA, 2556 nt
Organism: Scylla paramamosain (green mud crab)
Lineage: Eukaryota; Metazoa; Arthropoda; Malacostraca; Decapoda; Portunidae
Product: all-trans-retinol 13,14-reductase-like
Exons: 14
Coding region: 191-2026 (611 amino acids)
Source: RefSeq, a predicted model, not a curated record